AUGGCCGACUUUUCCUGCUACGGCGGCGUCAGCGACGAGUGGCUCGCCGUCGAAGCCGCCGCGCCCCGCCUCCCCGCCGACAUGCCCAUCCUCGAGCGCCGGCAGCUCGACCACGCCAUCGCCACCCGCGACGGCCAAACCAUCGAGGGCCGCACCUACCGCCCCGCCUCCGUCCCCGCCGACGAGAUCCUCCCGCUGUACAUCCACUUCCACGGCGGCGGCUACUUCUUCGGCACCCUGGCCUCCGAGGACGCCAUCUGCGCGCGCAUCGCCCUCGGCGCCCGCGUCAUCGUGCUCAACGUCAACUACCGCCACACCCCCGAGUACACGUACCCUACCGCCUGGGACGAUGGACAGGACGCCUACGCCUGGGUGCACGCCCACGUCGCCGAGCUGGGAGUCGACCCCGCCAAGGUCGUCGUGGGCGGCAUCUCGGCCGGCGCGCACAUCACGUCCUCCCUCACCUUGCAGCAGAGCCUCGGCAAGGCCUUAACCUCGUGUCCCCGCCCGCGGGGCAGGUUCUCAUGA
This is a messenger RNA of Parascedosporium putredinis, 528 nucleotides long. Lineage: Eukaryota; Fungi; Ascomycota; Sordariomycetes; Microascales; Microascaceae. The record is from the annotation of a GenBank genome assembly.